CGGCCGCGGAGCGGGGGCGGUGGCGGGGCGGGCCGGGGCGGGCCGGGCGGGGCGGACGACGGGGGGUAGGUGCCGGGGCAGCCGGCCGUCGAGCCAUCGGCAGUGGCGCCGGGGCCGGGAGCGCAGGAUGGCCCCGUCGGGCGCGGAGGGCGGCCGAGCCGCCACCAUGGCCCCCGGGAAGAAGAUCACGGCGCGGAUCAAGAGGACGCUGCCGGUGCGGGGCCCGCAGGCGCCCACGCUGAGCGAACUGAUGCGCUGGUACUGCCUGAACACCAACACCCACGGCUGCCGCCGCAUCGUAGUGUCCCGGGGCCGCCUGCGCCGCUUCAUCUGGAUCCUGCUGACGCUGAGCGCCGUGGGGCUGAUCCUCUGGCAGUGUGCGGAGCUACUCAUCAACUACUACAGCGCCUCGGUCUCUGUCACCGUCCAGUUCCAGAAGCUGCCAUUCCCCGCUGUCACCAUCUGCAACAUCAACCCCUACAAGUACAGUGCCAUGAAAGACUAUUUAUCUGAACUGGACAAAGAGACAAAAAAAGCUUUGGAGACUUUCUAUGGAUUUUCAGAGGGCAAGUCCAAGGUGCGCCGGUCGGUGGAUGAGUGGAACAGUACAGCAAGUGACUUCUUCAAGCAGAUCCCUCUGCUGCAGUUUGAGGAUUUCUCUAGGACAGCGACUGACCUUCACAGUGGCCAGAAGAGGAGAAUAGAGGGCAGCGUCUUCCACAAGGAUUCAUCCAUAGUGAACUCUGGGGAUUCAAAUGAUAUCAUUGGCUUCCAGCUGUGCGAUGCAAACAACAGCAGUGAGUGUGCACUUUAUACAUUCAGUUCUGGUGUUAAUGCUAUCCAAGAAUGGUACAAGCUGCAUUACAUGAACAUCAUGGCUCAAAUUCCCUUGGAGACUAAAGAAAAAUUGAGUUAUUCUGCUGAUGACCUUCUACUGACAUGUUUCUUUGAUGGCCUAUCUUGUGACAAAAGGCACUUCACUCGAUUCCAUCACCCCCUGCACGGCAAUUGCUACACCUUCAACAGCGGAGAAAGCGGGACGGUCCUGAGCACCUCGACCGCGGGCAGCGAGUACGGAUUGCAGGUUGUUCUCUAUAUAGAUGAAGCAGACUACAACCCCUUCCUGGUGACAUCGACAGGAGCCAAGAUCAUUGUCCACGACCAGAACGAAUAUCCCUUCAUUGAAGACAUCGGCACAGAAAUUGAGACGGCAGCGGCCACCUCCAUAGGGAUGCACUUUACGCAGUCUCGCAAGCUGAGCAAACCCUACAGUGACUGUACGGAGACUGGUGAGGACAUACCAGUGGAAAAUCUCUAUAACAAGAGCUACUCACUCCAGAUCUGCCUGCACUCCUGCUUUCAGAAGGCCAUGGUGGACUCGUGCGGCUGUGCCCAGUACGCGCAGCCCCUGCCCGCCGGGGCAGAGUACUGCAACUACAAGAAGAACCCCAACUGGAUGUACUGCUACUACAAACUGCACGAGAAGUUCGUGAAGGAGCAGCUGGGCUGCCAGCAGAUCUGCAAAGACGCCUGCAGCUUCAAGGAGUGGGCGCUCACCACCAGCAUCGCCCAGUGGCCAUCCGCCGUGUCAGAGGACUGGAUGCUUCGAGUUCUCUCUUGGGACAAAGGGCAAAAAAUCAACAAGAAGCUGAACAAGACGGACCUCGCGAACCUCAUGGUGUUCUACAAAGACCUGAACGAGAGAUUCAUUUCAGAGAAUCCUGCCAACACACUUGUCAUUCUUCUUUCCAACUUCGGAGGCCAGCUGGGCCUUUGGAUGAGCUGCUCGGUCGUCUGCGUCAUCGAGAUCGUGGAGGUCUUCUUCAUCGACUCAUUUUCCAUUGUCAUGCGUCGCCAAUGGCAAAAGGCAAAGAAAUGGUGGAACAACCGAAAGAGGGACAGGUCAGGGAAGCCACCGCAGGCCAGCGAUCUGGAGAGGCAGGGCCACGACAACCCUGCUUGCAUCGACGAGGACCUGCCUACCUUCAACACGGCGCUGCGCCUGCCAGUGCCCCAGGGCAGCCCCCUGCCCAGGACUCCCCCCCCCAACUACAGCACUUUGCGGCUAGAGACUGCCUUCACGGAGCAGCUGCCCGACACGCUGGAGGUUGGGCAGCACUGACGCUUGUUUAUCCACCCACCCAGGUGCCAAAAGAAGAGGUGGGUGCUGGACCCACGUGUCCAGGGUGAUGGGCACACGUCCAAAUGAGCACUGAGGGGCUGGUGGGUCAGACCCAUAUUCAGGGAUUGAACUUGCAGACAAAGCUUUUCUGAGCAAAGCUCAGACACAAAAGCCAAGGGCUCUGAGACGUUGGGAGCUUCAGGCAUCAACCACUCUCAAGUAGCAUUGCAGGAGGUGGCAGGAGCAGGACAUGGCACUGAGCUGGGGUGGCUUGUCAGACAGGGUCACACGUUGGCACCAGCUGGCACACCCCACUGCGUGGGCAGGGAUUGCUCCACUGCAGACUGAUGCCACACUGAGUCUUAGUGCUAAUUGCUCUCGGCAGUGUGGCUUGACUUGGGGGAAAAACCUGGGGCUUUCAGGAGUGCAGCAUGACAUUUGUAGGAAGGGACGUGACAAAGGUCUGGGAGGAGCACAAAAUGGAUCAAAGGCAAGCUCUCAAGCUGAAUUUUCAUUAGGGACCUGAUUCCAAAGGUGGCCUGAGGAGCUCUUUAUUUUGAGAUGAAAAGUGAGAAUAGCCACAGAUGUGCUUGUAGAGCAAGUUAGCACACAGCUUGAGUAGGGGAACCAAGUCAUCUCAGGAGAAUCAUCUGAAGAGGGCACAAAGUCUAAUUUGUAUCGCAGUAAUGAACUGAAUACUCUGCAAGCUCGCUUCAUUUACAUUGCUCAAGCUCAGGCCAUUAAAGGGAACCUCAGAGGAUCUCAUUAAGCAGCGCGUGGCCUUGGCCACAUGUGAAUCCCCAGAAGCCUCAGAGGGACCUGGCUGCUCUCUACCUGUUUGAUCUGGGCAGGGACUUGCCCUCCCGUGGCACCUGGUUUGCUGUCCUGGUGCUGGCGGUGCCAGGGGAACCCGAGCCCCACGGGGGUGUAUCUGCCCACUGGUGUGUCCUCCUCAUGUACACCCCCCUGUUCCUCAGCACCACAGCCACCCCUGCGUGUGGCCUCCUGGCAGCCGUUGUGCCAGAUGCUGCCCAUGCUCCCCAUCGGGCAGGAGCACGGUGGGGAGACCUGGCCCAGUGCCCCCCCCUCGCUCCAGUCCCACCACAGCCAGCCUUUGGAGCAGCCCAGAGCACACGUACGGUGCUGGGGACGGUGUCACCUGCACUGGGCUGGCUGCUCAGGGUUCGUGUAGAGCAAGACUGAGUGAGAGUGUGCAUGUAAGAAAGUCUCUCUUCUCCUUUCUCUGUAUAAGCUUAUUUUAUAUAGGACAGCAAGAAUUCAGAAAGGUUCUUUAAUGUGCAAUAAAACAUAUUUUAACUGGAUUAUUUAAAUAGCUGAUAAACUAAGAAAAAAAUAAAGAUAUAUUUUUGAAUAA
This is a messenger RNA of Columba livia (rock pigeon), 3497 nucleotides long. RefSeq names its product sodium channel epithelial 1 subunit gamma (gene SCNN1G). The coding region runs from base 128 to 2122 and encodes 664 amino acids. Gene Ontology annotation, biological process: sodium ion transmembrane transport. Gene Ontology annotation, cellular component: plasma membrane; sodium channel complex. The transcript is spliced from 13 exons. The record is from RefSeq and is a predicted model, not a curated record. Gene Ontology annotation, molecular function: ligand-gated sodium channel activity. NCBI's taxonomy places the organism in Eukaryota, Metazoa, Chordata, Aves, Columbiformes, Columbidae.